GAAAAGAAUGUGCAUAUGAUCGCUUUAUAUGAAACCAGUAUUGAAGCGUCUUAAGUUAAGUUGACGUCGCUCGGAGUCAUAAGGGCGCGGUUGGCCAUGUGAUUGUUGCAUUUAGUUCAAUGGAAAAGAGACGGAAAGAUUGAUGAUGGAGGAAAAAUGACCAGAACACAUUUAUUUCCAUCGUUUGGUCCCUUUGUGAAAAAGGAGGGAAACUUUCUGUGUACCCUACCUCAAGUCGUGCUAAGCACACCUCUUGGGCAGUUAAAACGACGUCGUAUGCAGUAGCUCUCUCUCAAAAUUGAAAGUGCAGAGUGAAGAACCGCCACAAACUCUGAGAAAAAUGGCGGCAAAAACGAGGGUGGAGGAGCUGCGAACGGAGCUCAACCACCGUGGACUCUCCACCGCCGGAACCAAACCUACUCUGGUUCGUCGACUCGAAGCCGCUCUUCGCAAUGAAACUCCGAACUCGACGGCUGACGCCGGCGCUCGUCGCUCUGGUAGAAAGAGACCAAGGGAAUCCAACAACGAAGAAGCUUUGAUCAAUGUUGAUGAUACUAAAAACGAGGAGGCAAGGGAGGAGAAGGAAAAGGUAGUGACAGCAACCAAAAAGGGCGCGGCUGUUCUCGAUCAAUGGCUUCCGGAGCACCUGAAGGCACAGUAUCAUGUUCUACAACUGGGCGGGGAUAUCUAUGAUGCCAUGUUAAACCAGACAAAUGUUGGGGACAACAAUAACAAGUUCUAUGUGAUUCAAGCUCUUGAAGCUGAUAAUGGUGGUAACUUCCUUGUUUACAAUAGAUGGGGCAGGGUAGGUGUGAAGGGCCAAGACAAGUUACAUGGCCCCUACACAUCACGUGAAAGUGCUAUCCAGGAGUUUGAACAGAAGUUUUUAGCCAAGACCAAUAAUGCUUGGUCUGAUAGGAAAAACUUUGUUUGCCAUCCGAAGAGUUAUGCAUGGUUGGAGAUGGACUACAGUGGCAAGGAACCAGAAUCUACAGUUACAGAAACUCCCAGUCACAGUUUACAAAAGCAGCCUCUGGAAUCGAAACUUGAGCCACGUGUUGCAAAAUUUAUCUCUCUUAUUUGCAAUGUGAGCAUGAUGAAUCAGCAAAUGAUGGAAAUAGGUUACAAUGCAAACAAGUUGCCCCUUGGAAAACUUAGCAAAUCUACAAUUUUGAAGGGUUAUGGUGUUCUCAAACGACUUGCUGAUGUGAUUGAUAAGUCUGAUAGGAAAGUGUUGGAGCAAUUAAGUGGAGAAUUCUACACUGUAAUUCCUCAUGAUUUUGGAUUUAAAAAAAUGCGUGAGUUUGUAAUUGACACCCCCCUGAAGUUAAAACGCAAGUUGGAAAUGGUUGAAGCACUUGCUGAAAUUGAGGUUGCCACGAAGCUCUUGAAAGAUGAUGCAGAAAUGCAGGGAGAUCCCCUAUAUGCUCAUUAUCAGCGCCUUCACUGUGAAUUGGUACCAGUUGAGUUUGGUUGCGAAGAAUUCUCGACGAUUGAAAAGUACAUGAAGAACACUCACGCAGAAACACAUUCAAACUAUACUGUGGACAUUGUUCAAAUAUUCAGGACAUCAAGAAAAGGCGAGGCUGAACGGUUUAGGAAGUUUUCUAACACCAAAAAUAGGAUGCUUUUAUGGCAUGGUUCUCGGCUCACAAACUGGACUGGAAUUUUAUCUCAAGGUUUGCGCAUAGCUCCUCCUGAGGCUCCUGUAACUGGCUACAUGUUUGGGAAGGGCGUGUACUUUGCUGACAUGUUCUCAAAAAGCGCAAAUUAUUGCUAUGCUACGCGUACUGCUGCUGAUGGGGUGCUCCUUCUAUGUGAGGUCGCAUUGGGUGAGAUGGCGGAGCUUCUAUCUGCUAAAUAUGAUGCUGAUAUGUUGCCUAAAGGCAAACUGAGCACAAAAGGAGUAGGAGGUACUGCUCCUGAUUUUUCAGAAUCUCAGGAACUUGAGGGUGGGCUUAUAGUUCCCCUAGGAAAGCCAAAAACGAACUCAGGCUUAAUGGGAGCUCUAUUGUACAAUGAAUACAUUGUUUAUAACGUGGAGCAAGUUAAGAUGCGCUAUAUUGUUCAUGUAAAUUUCAAUUUUACCUGAAGGUAGUGGGCUGGUGUGUGACUACUCUGUUAAUUAUUUUAUAUGUUUCUUUCAUCACUAUCUUGUUUACCCAGCCAAUCAAUUGAUCAGUGUAAAGUAAUUUUGUUGAGAAAAAUGAGAAGGCUUGCACUUUGAUUAAGAAAAAAGGGCAAACCUAGUGCGGUAGGUAGUCUUGCCUUGCAUUCUUGCAAGGGGAGAAUGCAAGGGGGUGAUUACACAGCUCGAAUAUGUAACUGCAAGGUCACGUGGCUGCAGUCUUACUAUUGUUCCUAGGCUCACCCUAUCCCAUGAUUAAGAAAAAUGAAACAAAUAGGAAAUGGAAACUAGGAUGAGAUAAGUAAGGACUAAAUGCUCAAUUUCGUCCUGUAAGCGUUGGACACCUUAGUCUCUAGACAAAGAAAAUACAUCCCACUUCUUGCUUGUGUCAAA
Lotus japonicus is the source of this 2521-nucleotide messenger RNA. RefSeq names its product poly [ADP-ribose] polymerase 2. Lineage: Eukaryota; Viridiplantae; Streptophyta; Magnoliopsida; Fabales; Fabaceae. The record is from RefSeq and is a predicted model, not a curated record. The transcript is spliced from 18 exons. Bases 341 to 2092 code for a protein of 583 amino acids. Gene Ontology annotation, molecular function: NAD+ poly-ADP-ribosyltransferase activity.